AUGGACUUCCAAAUACUCUAUGGGGCCUACUUCAGACCGCUCCUGGAGUACGCCAACCAAGUUGUCUACUCAGGGCGUACAAAAGACGUUACCCUCAUUGAGCGUUCCCAGCGGGCCGCCACGAGAAUGGUUGCUGGCCUCAAAUCCGUGGACUACGAAACCCGUCUCGCGAUGCUUGAUCUCUUUCCCCUGGAGUACCGUCGCCUCCGAGGGGACCUAAUUCUUACUUACGCCCUGUUUGAACAAAGCUUGGCAAACAGGUUUUUUACCGUUGACCCAGCAAACACCCGGCGAGGACAUACAUCUCAGAAGGUCAGUGCAGUUCACGUCCCAACGACAGCUGUGAGAAAGGAGAUUCCGAAACUUGAGGACUUUUUGAGUAGGAGGGACUAUACUGGAGCACUGACACUGUUAGAAUUCGAACGCAGUUGUAGCAACUCUACCUUAGAGACCGACUUGUGGAUCGCCUACGCAGCAUUUCACUUGGGAGACUAUAAGCGUGCAGCAGACGAAUAUAAGAAAAUACUUUCUCGUAAAGAUGCUCCGGAUGAAGUUUCCAUCUACCUUGCAUGUUGUUAUUUCUUCCUCGGAAUGUAUCAAGAGGCUAUGGCACAUGCCAAAGAAGGUCCAUCCUGUAGGCUGCAAAAUCGUGUGCUGUUUCACGUGGCACAUAAAUUCAGUGAUGAACGUUUGUUGCUAAACUACCAUAACUCCUUGGCCGACGUGUUGGAAGAUCAACUUUCCUUGGCAUCCAUCCACUGUCUACGUAGCCACCAUCAGGAGGCGAUCGACAUCUAUAAACGAAUCCUGUUGGACAACCGUGAAUAUCUGGCACUCAAUGUGAAUAUUGCGUUAUGUUACUAUAAAAUCGAUUACUUUGACAUCUCACAGGAAGUGCUUGGAAUCUAUUUGCAAAAGUAUCCAGACAGUGCCACAGCAAUUAAUCUAAAAGCUUGUAUUAACUUCCGACUGUUUAAUGGGAAGGCGGCCGAAGCAGAACUGAAAGCAUUGCAAGAAAUGGCCUCGCCAUCGUUUACAUACGCCCGUGAUUUGAUCAGGCACAACCUGGUGGUAUUUCGCAAUGGGGAAGGAGCGCUUCAGAUACUACCACCUCUACUGGAUGUCCUCCCAGAGGCUAGGCUUAAUCUGGUGAUCUAUCAUUUGAAAAACGAAGAAAUUCACGAGGCUUUCGAGCUCAUAAAAGAUAUGGAACCGAGCACACCACAAGAGUAUGUCCUUAAGGGAGUAGUUCACGCUAUCCUGGGUCAAGAUCAAGGCUCUCGAGAACACUUGAAACUGGCUCAACAAUACUUCCAGCUUGUGGGUGGAUCAGCAAGCGAAUGCGAUACCAUCUCCGGGCGCCAAUGUAUGGCAUCCUGCUUCUUCCUUCUGCGCCAGUUUGAUGAUGUGCUCAUAUACCUGAACUCGAUAAAGAGUUACUUUUACAACGACGACACUUUCAACUACAACUACGCACAAGCCAAAGCCGCGAUUGGGGCGUACAAAGAGGCCCAGGAAAUAUUUUCCCUAAUCCAGUCUGAGCGUCUACGUUCAGAAUACACCUAUUUGAGCUGGCUCGCUCGUUGCUAUAUCAUGAACAAGCAAGGUCGCUUGGCGUGGGAACUCUACCUGAAAAUGGAGACAUCCACAGAGUCGUUCAGUUUGUUGCAGCUGAUUGCAAAUGACUGUUACAAGAUGGCACAGUUCUACUACGCAGCUAAGGCGUUCGAUGUCCUCGAACGACUGGAUCAAAAUCCCGAGUACUGGGAAGGAAAGCGUGGGGCGUGUGUAGGCGAGUUUCAACUCAUUAUUGAUGGUCAAGAACCGAAAGAACGCUUGAGGGAAAUAAUCCAAAUCCUUCGGAAUACAAACAACCCGCAAACGGAGUACUUCAUCCGAAUAAUGAAAAAAUGGGCCAAAGAAAACCGAGUACCAGUUUAAAUGAACUGUUGUUCGUUAGCCUGAGAUACAUUUUGUUGAAUCAGACACGAAAUGCAUUUAAUUACAUCU
This is a messenger RNA of Opisthorchis viverrini, 2010 nucleotides long. RefSeq lists its product as hypothetical. Gene Ontology annotation, cellular component: ciliary base; intraciliary transport particle B; ciliary basal body. The record is from RefSeq and is a predicted model, not a curated record. The transcript has 3 exons. Lineage: Eukaryota; Metazoa; Platyhelminthes; Trematoda; Opisthorchiida; Opisthorchiidae. The coding region runs from base 1 to 1941 and encodes 646 amino acids. Gene Ontology annotation, biological process: intraciliary anterograde transport; intraciliary transport involved in cilium assembly. Gene Ontology annotation, molecular function: protein binding; intraciliary transport particle B binding.